AUGGCACCACUACUUCGCCCUCACACUGAAGGGCUUGGUACCAUUGCGACGCUUCUAUUCAUCUCAUCUGCAUUUCCAAGCUACUCUCUUGCAGCUGCAAGUAGCUUUGACGUGCUAGAUUAUGUUGAUCCGCUCAUUGGAACGGCAAAUGGAGGACAUGUCUUUGCUGGCGCAACUUUGCCUUUUGGUAUGGCCAAGGCUGUCGCAGAUACAGUGGGCGAAGAUGAGGCAGGUUUCGCAUAUGAUGAUCCGACUGUCACUGGAUUUUCGCAUAUGCACGACUCUGGAACCGGUGGCUCUCCAUCAAUGGGAAACUUCCCCAUCUUUGCUCAACCUGCCUGUCCCCGCGAUGACAUCAACCAAUGUGUCUGGCAACAAAAUGACCGAACUAUAGCGUGGAAGCCUAACUCUGUAAAAGGUACCCCUGGAUAUUUUUCCAUUGCUUUGGAGAAUGGCGUCACUGCUGAAAUGACAACUACCAAUCGAUCGGCCCUGUACAGAUUCACGUUUGAGCAAUCGUCGAAUAGCUCAUUGGGUCCUGUGAUUCUGGUAGAUUUGAUGGAUCUACCACAAUCCCGCACAAAUGGUACUGCUGUUGUUGAUCCAUCAACCGGGCGAUUGAGUGGUAACGGCACAUUUAACCCCAGUUUCGGUGUUGGAAGCUACGACCUACACUUCUGCGUUGAUUUCAAGGGCGCUGAGCUACGCGACACCGGUGUCUGGACCAAGAAUCGUGCCAACCUUAGCCAGGAAUACGUUUCAAUGUGGGCUGACGGAGUCAACACACCGGCGACUCUGUCUGGGGGCACAUUUGCAAGAUUCCACCCUCCCGAGAACAAUACUAUUUUGGCUCGUGUUGGUGUGAGCUUCAUGAGUGUUAGCCAUGCGUGUGAAAAUGCGGAAACUGAACAGCCUAACUUUGACUUUGAUGGAACAGUGACAGCAGCCGAAGAAGCUUGGAGGAAAAAGUUGAAUGUGAUCUCCAUUGAUGCUGAGGGAGUUUCGAGCGACCUCCAGACUGUUUUCUGGAGUGGAGCCUAUCGCGCAUUCAUCAGCCCCCAGGACUAUACCGGUGAGAAUCCACUAUGGGAAAGCAGCGAACCGUACUACGACAGCUAUUACUGCAUUUGGGACUCUUAUCGCAGCAUCCACCCUCUCUUGACCUUGGUGGACCCACUGUCCCAGUCACUGAUGAUGCGGAGUCUUGUUGACAUCUACCGACAUGAAGGCUAUUUGCCUGACUGCCGUAUGUCCCUUUGCAAGGGAUAUACCCAAGGAGGCUCUAAUGCCGAUGUGCUCAUGGCAGAUGCCUAUUUGAAGAAGGUCAUUGAUAUCGAUUGGGCUACUGCUUACGAGGCCGUUGUCAAGGAUGCUGAAGUUGAGCCGGCAAACUGGAAUGUUGAAGGACGCGGUGGUCUCCACAGCUGGAAAGGUCUUGGCUACAUUCCAACCGAUGACUAUGACCCCUAUGGAGCUGGUCUUCACACUCGCAGCGUUUCGCGAACGGUUGAGUAUGCGUACAAUGACUUUUGUAUCGCCGAGAUGGCCAAGGGAUUGGGACAUUCUGCCGACCACGACAAAUACAUAUCACGCUCUGGAAACUGGGUCAAUAUGUUCAAGGCCGACCAGAAGUCCAGUGUCAAUGGAGUCAUGACUAAUUACACUGGAUUUUUGCAGCCUCGGUAUACGAAUGGUACCUGGGGCUAUCAAGACCCAAUCUUUUGCAGUCCUCUUUUGAACUUCACUUCAUGCUAUCUGAGCACUGAUGGCCACGAGACAUAUGAAGGCAGUUCAUGGCUUUAUAGCUUCUACGCUCCACAUGACAUGGGUGCAUUGGUCGAAAGUCUCGGUGGCAUGGAAACAUUCACUUCUCGACUCCAGUUUUUCCAUGAAUCUGGACUGCUAUAUGUCGGUGAUGAGCAGUCAUUCCUGACAAUCUAUCAGUUCCACUACUCAGGACGUCCUGCCUUAUCUUCUCACUACAGCCACUCUUACAUUCCAUCCCAAUUCAACACCAGUGUCUCAGGCCUCGCGGGUAAUGAUGAUAGUGGUGCUAUGGGAUCAUUCAUUGUGCUGAGCAUGAUGGGCCUAUGGCCAGUCCCAGGACAGGAUGUUUAUCUUAUUACUCCGCCCUAUUUCAAAGAGGUGAAUCUUACAAACAGUCUGAACGGAAACGUUGCGACGAUUCGAAACGUGAACUUUGAUCCGACUUACGAGUCGAUCUACAUCCAAAGUGUGACAUGGAAUGGAAAGCCUUGGUCAAAGAAUUGGAUUACUCAUGACUUCUUUGCUGAUGGUGGCGUUCUUGAGCUCGAAUUGGGCAGUGAGGAAAGCGAGUGGGGAACGAGUAUCGAAGACCUUCCCCCUAGCAUAUCGGACUACCAUACAUGA
Penicillium malachiteum is the source of this 2391-nucleotide messenger RNA. RefSeq names its product glycoside hydrolase family 92 protein. Gene Ontology annotation, biological process: glycoprotein catabolic process; protein quality control for misfolded or incompletely synthesized proteins; protein deglycosylation. Gene Ontology annotation, molecular function: carbohydrate binding; peptide-N4-(N-acetyl-beta-glucosaminyl)asparagine amidase activity. The record is from RefSeq and is a predicted model, not a curated record. Gene Ontology annotation, cellular component: nucleus; cytosol. Bases 1 to 2391 code for a protein of 796 amino acids. The transcript is spliced from 6 exons. NCBI's taxonomy places the organism in Eukaryota, Fungi, Ascomycota, Eurotiomycetes, Eurotiales, Aspergillaceae.